UAUAUAGUCGUAAUUGACCCUCCUGCUCCCCAGGGUCGCAUUCCGGGAUGUGACAGAGCUCGGUUGAGAGUGCCAUAUCUUCUUCUUCUUCCCUCGUCUGUCGCCUCAUUGUCCUCUCUCAUCAGUGUCACCUGGGCUUCCUCUCUCGCAGAGUGUGACAGAAGAGAUACAGACAAUCCCAUCUCUAUCUGCCUCUCCUCUUCACAAUGGGCGCGCACACCGACAGCGGCGCCGCCAUCUAUGAUGCGGCGUUGCAUCGUCGCCAGGCCCUCAUGGGCGCCAGUGGAGCUCGCGCUCUGGUCAAGAAUUUCCGCGUCUUCAGCCUGGCUGCCUUUGCCUGUAUUGGCGGUGUUCUGUAUGGUUACAACCAGGGCAUGUUCUCUGGCGUUCUUUCCAUGCCCUCUUUCAAGCAGCACAUGGGAGAAUACGAUCCUUUCGACCCCAACGCCAGCCAGACGAAGAAGGGUUGGCUGACGGCCAUUCUCGAGCUCGGUGCCUGGUUCGGUACUCUCUUCUCUGGCUUCAUGGCCGAGACAAUCUCUCGCAAAUACGGAAUCAUUGUUGCCUGCUUCAUCUUCAUCAUUGGUGUCGUCGUCCAGGCCUGUGCCAUUGACGCUGGUCCCAAUGCGAUUCUCGGAGGCCGAUUCGUUACCGGUAUGGGAGUCGGUAGCUUGUCCAUGAUUGUGCCCAUCUACAACUCCGAAGUGGCCCCUCCUGAGGUCCGAGGUGCCCUUGUCGCCCUCCAGCAGUUCGCUAUUUGCUUCGGUAUCAUGGUCUCCUUCUGGAUUGACUAUGGAACCAACUACAUCGGCGGCACCCAGCUUGGCGAGCAGAGCGAGGCUGCCUGGCUCGUACCCGUUUGCCUCCAGAUCUUGCCCUGCCUGUUCCUCCUGAUCGGCAUGCUCUUCAUGCCCUUCUCGCCUCGUUGGCUCGUCCACCACAACCGCGAAGACGAAGCCAGGCGCAUCUUGUCGACCCUCCGCGGCCUGCCCAUCGACCACGAGCUCGUGGAGCUGGAGUUCUUGGAGAUCAAGGCCCAGUCGCUGUUCGAGAAGCGAAGCAUUGCCGAGCAGUUCCCUCAUCUCCGUGAGCAGACCGCUUGGAACAACUUCAAGCUGCAGUUCGUUGCCAUCAAGUCUCUGUUCCAGAAGAGAAGCAUGCUCAAGCGCUGCGCUAUCGCUGGUAUCACCAUGUUCUUCCAGCAGUGGACAGGAAUCAACGCCGUGCUCUACUACGCCCCUACCAUCUUCCAGCAGCUCGGACAGACCGACAACACCGUCUCUCUGCUCGCUACCGGCGUCGUCGGCAUUGUCAUGUUCGUCGCCACCGCUCCCGCCGUGCUCUGGAUCGAUCGAAUCGGACGCAAGCCCGUGCUCAUCACCGGUGCCAUCGGUAUGGCCACGUGCCACAUCAUCAUCGCCGUUCUCUUCGCCAAGAACGCGGACAGCUGGCCGGAACACAAGGCGGCCGGCUGGGCGGCUGUUGCCAUGGUCUGGCUCUUCGUCGUCCACUUUGGCUACAGUUGGGGCCCUUGUGCCUGGAUCCUCAUCGCUGAGAUCUGGCCCUUGAGCUCUCGACCAUAUGGCGUUUCUCUGGGAGCUUCCAGCAACUGGAUGAACAACUUCAUCAUCGGACAAGUGACACCCGACAUGUUGCAGGGCAUCACCUAUGGCACCUAUAUUCUGUUCGGAAUUAUAACCUACCUCGGAGCCGCAUUUGUCUACUUCUUCGUCCCCGAGACCAAGCGUCUCACCCUGGAAGAGAUGGACAUCAUCUUUGGCAGCGAGGGUGCUGCCCGUGCCGACUUUGAGCGUAUGGAGGAGAUCAACAACGAGAUUGGUCUCACUCAAAUGGUCUACCGGUCUUCUCCUGACGAGGUGGUGACUGUUGAGGCCGAGAAGGCCGCUUAAAUACCCAAA
Molecule: messenger RNA, 1919 nt
Organism: Trichoderma citrinoviride
Lineage: Eukaryota; Fungi; Ascomycota; Sordariomycetes; Hypocreales; Hypocreaceae
Product: general substrate transporter
Exons: 8
Coding region: 207-1910 (567 amino acids)
Biological process (GO): transmembrane transport; carbohydrate transport
Cellular component (GO): membrane
Molecular function (GO): carbohydrate:proton symporter activity
Source: RefSeq, a predicted model, not a curated record